Messenger RNA from Letharia columbiana, 864 nucleotides. RefSeq lists its product as uncharacterized. The transcript is spliced from 2 exons. The record is from RefSeq and is a predicted model, not a curated record. Bases 1 to 864 code for a protein of 287 amino acids. Lineage: Eukaryota; Fungi; Ascomycota; Lecanoromycetes; Lecanorales; Parmeliaceae.
AUGUCUGAUUUCACCGAGAUCUCCAUUGCCAAUGCUACUCGCACCUCUGCCCUCGAAUUAAGCAGUCGAAGUGUCAUUCCCAGGUCGAUGGACAAUGAGAGCCAUGCUUCAGCAAGCCUCGCAUCUGGCAACAAGGACGAAGAUACAUUACCCACCUUUCCAUUCCUCAACCUACCAGCCGAGUUGCGAGUUCGAAUCUAUCGAUACCUCUUACACGCUCCUGAGAACACUAUAUCAGUAAAGGAAGGCUCUUCAUGGCCUGGAUGGGAAAUCCUGCGAACAAUCAGAAGUGCGCUUGUCGCUACCGACCCAUCGCGUUUUGGAGACUUGGGGACGUAUCGUGUUUGCUCCCGGAACAUACGCCCGGCUAUCUUGUCGCUGGAUCGACAAACCUACUCAGAGGCACGCCAAGUUUUCUACUCCGAGAAUUGCUUCUUCUUUCCCCACCACUCGCUUAUCAUAUCGUUCCUCAAAGACCGGCCUCAGGUUUCUCGAAGCCUCAUCAAAAAGAUUCGUCUCUGUCUCCGUAUCUCAGAUGACUUAUCAGAUAGUGCAGGCGGCAUGUUUCUCAAGGCGGCAUGCACCUAUAUGCGCCAGAAUCUAGAGCUGAAGCAGCUUACAAUUGACAUCUUCUCUGGUUCAUUCUUUUCAGGACUCAGAUGGCCUUGUCACCAAAGCUAUUUGGAUGCAAUUCAUGAACAGAGCUGGGUACAGUAUCUGGUCCCUUUCGUAGGGACGCUAGAUACCUGCGAACUUGUCGCAGAUAGAAAAUGUGGUGAUGGAUUGAUUCUUGCCGUCCAGAAGUUUUUGGAAUCGAAGAAUCCGCAGACGAGCAAGACAACGAUCCGCACCAGGACCUAUUGA